AUGUCUGCUGAAUCUGAUAUGGAAUAUUCGGAUAAUGAUGGAGAUGAUUACGAUUAUUACGGUGGACAAGAUGAUUGUGAUAUGGAAACAAUAGAUCGUAGUAAAACGGAUCCUGAGUUUUUUUUAUAUUCGUGCUUAAGAGUUGAAGAAGUAGAAAAAUUGUUAAAUGAAUCGAUUGAAUUACUGAGCGAUAGCCUUCAAAUAACGCCCUCACUUGCGAAGGUAAUGCUACACGCCUAUGGAUGGAAUGCUCAAGAAAUUAUAAAUAAAUAUAAAGAAAAUGCUAACGAAGUUCUAGUUUAUAGCCGUGUUAAACCACGUAUGCCAAGUAUUCAAGGAAAUUUAAGUCGUACAGUAUGUACUGUAUGUACAAGCACUUCAGCAAUGAGGAAAUAUAGUGCACUAGCUUGUGGGCAUUAUUUUUGCAAUGACUGCUGGGCGAUGCAUUUUGAAGUACAAAUAAUGCAAGGUGUCUCAAAUGCAAUACAAUGUAUGGCUCAGGAUUGUGAAGUUAGAGCUCCUGAAGAUUUUGUUUUAUCCCAUGUAACUAAACCAGCUUUGAGAGAACGCUAUCAACAAUUUAUGUUUAAGGAUCAUGUUAAAUCCCAUCCUCAACUACGAUUUUGUCCAGGACCAAAUUGUCAGUGGAUUUAUCAAGCCUGGGUAAGAGAAGGCGCACGAAAGGUGGAAUGCCAAGGCUGUGAAUUGUUAACUUGUUUUUCAUGUGGAGCUCCCCAUCAUGCACCAACAGACUGCACAACCAUUCGUCGUUGGCUUACUAAAUGUGCUGAUGAUUCAGAAACAGCUAAUUAUAUAAGUGCUCAUACUAAAGAUUGCCCUAAAUGUCAAAUUUGUAUUGAAAAGAAUGGUGGUUGCAAUCAUAUGCAGUGUGGUGCUUGCAGACAUGAUUUUUGUUGGGUAUGCUUAGGUGAUUGGAAAACUCAUGGUUCUGAAUAUUAUGAAUGCAGUCGCUAUAAAGAAGACCCUAAUUUAGCAAAUGAUAGUCAACAUGCUCAGGCAAGAGAAGCUCUCAAGAAAUACUUGCACUACUAUGAAAGAUGGGAAAAUCAUGCCAGAUCAUUAAAAUUAGAAGAACAAACUCUUGCAAGUCUCAAAAGCCGUAUCAAUCAGAAAGUCAUGGCUGGAGAAGGUACUUGGAUUGAUUGGCAAUAUCUGUGGGACGCAGCAAGGCUACUAAAACGCUGCAGAUACACUCUACAGUAUACAUAUCCUUUUGCAUAUUAUAUGGAAGUAGGCCCUCGAAAAGAGCUUUUUGAAUAUCAACAGGCACAAUUAGAAGCAGAAAUUGAAAAUUUAUCUUGGAAGGUAGAAAGAGCAGAAACAACUGACAGAGGUGAUUUAGAAAAUCAAAUGGAUAUUGCAGAAAAAAGACGGACAACAUUGCUCAAAGACUUUUUAGAGUUUCAUAUAAAUAAUGCCUCCAGUAGUAAAGUG
Messenger RNA from Brenthis ino (lesser marbled fritillary), 1455 nucleotides. The record is from the annotation of a GenBank genome assembly. Lineage: Eukaryota; Metazoa; Arthropoda; Insecta; Lepidoptera; Nymphalidae.